AGUAAUACAACACCACCAAGUGCUUCCGACCUUAUCCACACGUAGAUUGGAGUCGACGCCAAUGGAGCAUGGCAACCCUCCCCAUGUGGUCGUCUUGGGCAGCCCAGGGAUGGGUCAUUUCAUUCCCAUAGUGGUGUUUGCCGGCGGCCUCUCCCGCGACCUUGCCCUCUCCGUCACCCUCAUCGCCCACACCGGCGACCCUCCCUCCGCCGCUGAGCAAUCACUUCUCCGCAGCCUCCCCGAUGCUGUCGACCUCGUGUUGUUCCCUCAACUCCCCGCCGAGGACUUCACCGCCGGUACCAAGAUCGAAGACCGCGUGUUCCGCACCGUGAUGUCGAGCCUCCCCCGCCUCCGGUCCCUCCUCGGGAACCUUGCGCCGUUCGCCGCGCUGGUCGUCGAUCCCUUUUGCCUCGACGCCAUCCCGGUCGCCGCCGAGCUCGGCGUCGCUUCCUACGUCUUCUUCACCUCCUCCUGCAUGUCUCUUUCCCUCGCCUUCCACCUACACCAGCUCGACGCUUCCUUCCAGGGCGAGUUCCGCGACCUGCCGGAGCCGGUCCGGCUGCCCGGGUGCGUCUCGGUGCACGGGAAGGACCUCAUGGAGCCGAUUCAGGACCGGGGAAACCCCGUCUACGCCACCUUCCUUCGCAUCGCCGAACGCUUCCUCGAGGCCGAGGGGGUUCUGGUGAACAGCUUCGAGGCGUUGGAGCCCGGCGCCAUAAAAGCUCUCAGAGAAGGCAGCUCUCACCCUCCGGUCUACCCGGUGGGACCGCUGAUCCGCGCUGGUUCCAGCGAUUCCGGAGAGGGCCACGAGUGCCUGCGGUGGCUAGACGAGCAACCCGUGGGUUCGGUGGUGUACGUCUCGUUUGGAAGCGGCGGAGCGCUUACCCGGGCGCAGCUGUACGAGCUGGCCAUGGGCUUGGAGGCGAGCCGGCAGCGGUUCUUAUGGGUGGCGAAUCGCCCCCAUGAGCACGAUGCCAGCGCAACGUUCUUCGGCGCCGAAAGCGACGACGAUGAUCCCGGGAGCUUCUUACCUGAGGGCUUCCUGGAGAGGACCAAAGCCCUGGGUCUCGUGGUCCCUCGUUGGGCUCCUCAGGUCGCCGUCCUCGGCCACGCAGCUACCGGAGGCUUCGUGACCCACUGCGGGUGGAACUCGACGCUGGAGGGCCUCGUGCACGGCGUGCCGCUGAUCGCAUGGCCGCUCUACGCCGAGCAGAAGAUGAACGCAGUGUUGCUGGCGGAGGACGCCAAGGUGGCGCUGCGGGUGGAAGCGGACGAGGACGGGCUGGCGCGCAGGGAGGAGAUCGCGAGAGCGAUUGGGUGUCUGAUGGAAGGGGAGGAAGGGAAAAGGCUGCAGCGGAGGGCACGGGAGCUGCGCGACGCGGCCGCCCGCGCAAUGGAGGAAGGAGGGAGUUCGUGCAUGGCCAUGUUGGACGUGGCAGAAAAAUGGAAGCGUCAAAGAAACACGCAAUAAAAUAUGGGGAUAUCAAGAGAAUAAAAUGUAUUAUCAUUAUAAAUGUUGUCCAACAGCUCUCUAUAUCUCAUAUUUCACAAAGAGCUUAUCCUAUUUAUCAUAUAUUUAUCGUAA
Musa acuminata AAA Group (dessert banana) is the source of this 1585-nucleotide messenger RNA. Its product is annotated as hydroquinone glucosyltransferase. The transcript has a single exon. NCBI's taxonomy places the organism in Eukaryota, Viridiplantae, Streptophyta, Magnoliopsida, Zingiberales, Musaceae. Gene Ontology annotation, molecular function: UDP-glycosyltransferase activity. The record is from RefSeq and is a predicted model, not a curated record. Bases 62 to 1471 code for a protein of 469 amino acids.